AAUAUGAUAUAAAAUGAUCCAUUGUCCAGGCACAGGUGGAGCUGGCGAACUCCAUCGUCUGCUCAGCCUAUCGUUUUAGCCAUUGAGUCUAUUCCAAAAUGCGUGUCACACUUGCUGCUGUGCUCCUGUCUGUUUUGGUGGGCGAAAGCCAGGCAGGGUGGAAGGUAGGCGAGCCCGUCCUCACGACCAGUGGACUAGCCGUUGGGCGCGCCUCUUCGAAGCGGAGUGGCGUUUCUGAAUAUCUUGGAAUUCCAUUUGCCUUGCCUCCGACAGGAGAACAACGAUGGGCUCCGCCGAAGCAACUGAACAGCUCCGAUGGGAAAGUAAUCAAUGCAACCAAAUAUGGCCCUUCCUGUGCCGAGUCGGCGUCGCUCCCUUAUCGACUGAAUCCGAGCUCGCCACCACCUGCAAACAUUGGAGCAGCCGAGAAUGAGCAGGAUGAGGACUGCCUCUAUCUCAAUAUUUGGACGAAGCCACAAACGGGAGAGAAAAAGAAGGCGGUGAUGAUCUGGAUCUACGGUGGUGCCUUUCUCGUUGGAAGUGCAGCCAAUGCUGUUUACAAUGGCGCUUCGUUGGCAGACGAUGAAGACGUUGUUCUCGUGUCACUGAACUAUCGCCUUGGUGUCCUUGGAUUCCCCGGAGUGAAUAUUCCAGAAAAGAACCUGGGAUUGCUAGAUCAGCGAGCUGGCGUCGAGUGGAUCAGAGACAAUAUCGGACAAUUCGGUGGCGAUCCUAAUCGUAUGAUCCUGUUCGGGCAAUCUGCGGGAGGCGCAUCGGUCGACUUCUUCUCGUACGCGUGGACGGAAGAUCCCAUCAUUUCUGGCUUUAUCCCACAGUCUGGCUCUGCAUCUAUUAUACGGACUGAUAUCACGACCAACAACAGUCUAAGCUUAUGGUCGGAUUUGUCCAAGACUCUAGGAUGUGGUGCGGUGACUUCAGAGGCUACCAUCGCAAACGCCCUCCCGUGUAUGCGGGCAGCCCCUGCAGAGGCGGUGUUGAAUGCAACCGCUCCAAAUUCCUCAGGAUCGACGAUUGGAACCUGGGGUCCAAUGAUUGAUGGUAAGACGGUGUUUGCGGAUCUCGAGGCGCGGUCUGCGGACGGAAGAUUCGUCAAAGCGCCGAUGCUUGUGGGAAACACGAAUAAUGAAGGAGCUACCUCUGGCACCGUGGUUGGCAGCCUCCAAGCUCGCCUGAGCAAUUGUGCAUCUGCAGAGGCAGCGCAAAUUCGACGGGAUGCUGACGUCCCUGCAUGGAGAUACGUGUAUUCCGGAGAAUUCCCCAAUCAAAUUAUCGGUCAAAACAUAACCGGCGCGUGGCACGGCGCAGAGAUCGCUUUGAUCUUCGGGAACACCGGUGUUAGAGGCCCAGAUACCGAGAUCGAGAAGAAAUUGAUCAAGAAAAUCCAAUCUGCGUGGAGCGGAUUCGCGAAAGACCCGAAACAUGGCUUAAGCCAGCUGGGAUGGCCACUUUACAACGCACAGGGGGAGACCGUCGUCGUUAUUGGCGGAAAGGACUCGGACGAGAUCACAUUCGAAUCGCCGUCCGUGACUGACGGGAACGCGUGCAACACCCCUCCGAGUGUUUGAUAUUCGUCAUAUCGGGCCGGAGGGCGUCAGUGUCAAUGUCUGUACUCCGUACAGCUCCUUGGAUUUCCGCGAAAGGGCAAUCCUGCGUAUUCAAGCCAUUGUUGCGAAUGGCCAUUUUGUAGUAAAUACUGAUGUUAUCAAUUCGAUACGAUAUGUCGUUUUCGAAUAAGUAGGCCGGGUUUGUGUGUCUUGAAAAGUCCUAUUCUGGGCCUACGAGUAUGGAUGAAUAU
Eremomyces bilateralis CBS 781.70 is the source of this 1816-nucleotide messenger RNA. Its product is annotated as alpha/beta-hydrolase. Lineage: Eukaryota; Fungi; Ascomycota; Dothideomycetes; Eremomycetales; Eremomycetaceae. The transcript has 7 exons. The coding region runs from base 99 to 1586 and encodes 495 amino acids. The record is from RefSeq and is a predicted model, not a curated record.